This is a messenger RNA of Penaeus chinensis, 555 nucleotides long. RefSeq lists its product as uncharacterized. The record is from RefSeq and is a predicted model, not a curated record. The transcript is spliced from 4 exons. The coding region runs from base 1 to 555 and encodes 184 amino acids. NCBI's taxonomy places the organism in Eukaryota, Metazoa, Arthropoda, Malacostraca, Decapoda, Penaeidae.
AUGUGCCACUCCUCCUUCGCUGCCUCGCUGCGCGCUCGCGGACGCCGACGCCGGCAGAGAACGCUCAAGGGCAACCUCCGCUGCAAUAUCUCCAGUUGCUGGCACACGUCUAGCCGGAGGUCCGCCCUCCAGGCCGACUCCUCUACAGUCUGCUCCAGGGCUCAGCAUGCCAUGACGCCGCGCUGCCUUCUGUGCCUCCUCGCCGCCCUGCUUGAGGCGACCACCUCCUCCAGCGCCUUCGGCAGGCUCUCUAGCGCCUCGCCCAUCGUGUGCCAUUCACCGUCCACCCUUGCCGUCGCCCCGCCCGCCCCACGCGAGGCGAGCAGCGACGCCCCCUCCGCCCGCGGCCUGAAUCUGACGCCCGUGUUCCCCAUGCUGGACUCGACCCUGGGCGUCCUCUCCUACCUGGCCUUCGGCGUCUACAUCAUCAUGCUCUUCAUCGACAUCCUUGGGAAGAAGGACCCGCUCAGGAGCGCCGCGCUUCUCCUGAAGAGGUAUCAAGCCCGACAUUUAUUUGGCCAAAUCGUUUUUGAGAGAUCACGUAUUCAGAAGUAA